Suillus discolor is the source of this 620-nucleotide messenger RNA. RefSeq lists its product as uncharacterized. The coding region runs from base 197 to 412 and encodes 71 amino acids. The record is from RefSeq and is a predicted model, not a curated record. Lineage: Eukaryota; Fungi; Basidiomycota; Agaricomycetes; Boletales; Suillaceae. The transcript has 3 exons.
GUUAUACUUAGAGACUGAGGCGAAUAAUCGUUACCGACCGAAACGCACUAUGCAUCGAUUAUGAUACUACGGAAAGCAGUCGUGUUCAUGAUGAUGGGGAUGGUCAUUGCUGCAUAGUACAUACGUAGUCUGUUCACCUUAAAUCCUUUCCUUAACACCCGAGACACGGUCAGAAAAGUUCUAUGGACAGAUUCAGAUGCUCAUAUUUCUUGGCGGCUUGGCAGGUCUGAGGUGGCCGAGCCAAAGUGACCUAAUCGUCACCAUGGUAUCGUUGAACCUGCCCAGCCCGAGAGUGGCUCAAGACACACCCUCUGGCACGGCGAUUCUGACUUCCUUCAAUUUCAUACUGGUGAGUACUACGCUAUUAUGCAUUUUUGUGCAUCAUAUUGCUCAACGUGGUGAAAACCGAUAACAUUCGAUGCACAUGGCGCCGUCAGCAGAUAGGCCGUCAGCGCUAGCCACGGCCGGCCCACCCGGCAGUGACCCUGCAGUCUCCGGGUCCAUUGACGCAAUGUGCUACAACUUUGUCAUUGCCCUUGCCCCGAUUAUCAUAUUGUAGGAUGAAUCUACUCAUGCCUGUUUUCUACAAGUACAAUUGGAGAUACUUAAUCCAGAGGCUA